AUGGUGAAGAGGAGCGGUCGAACGGCUCUGAAAGCUCGUGCUGCUAGUGGCGUCGAACACACACAACUACAACACGACCGUGAAGCAAAAGGAUUCAGACCAGUGAAACGGUUUUCGACAGCCAGGCUAGUCCCUAUACGGGACCGAGUCACAGGAGGGGCCGAGAUCAUUUUCUUAGACCGGGUAUACCAAAGUCAUCAUAAAAACAUGCUCAGUGCUCAAAAUCGUUACCUAGAGCCAAAGAAACAGCCACAUCUCACACGUCUCUCCAGCCAAGCCACCACCUCCUCCGUCCCACCAACCAUGCCCCUCCUCGAAAUCGAACAAAAAUUCUCCUUCACCCUCGCCAACGCCGCCAUCUUAUCCCGCAAAGGCGGCUUCCCUCCUUUCAAAACCCUCGGCGAAUUCCGUUCGCAGACCUUCCGCGACACGUAUUACGACUCGCAAAACAAGCUCUCAAACACGGGGCUCUGGCUCCGCAAGCGCCACCUCCACGCGGACCCUGCUCACCCACACACACCGUCACCCGGGGACGCUCCGGUGUGGGAAGCCAAGCAGAGCAUGCAGGGCGGCUCCUUCCUCCGUUCCACGUUCUCCGAAACCCGGGACCGGAGCCAGAUCCUCGAGCUCGUGCGCUUGCAUUUCCCGGAUCAGAUUUCCGGUUUCCGGGACGAUUUCGGGCUGGAUGCGAUUGCCGGGUUCGAGACGCGGAGGCUCACGCUUUUGGCCGACGACAAGUUCACGGUCGUGCUCGAUGUCACCGAUUUCGGACACGUGGUUGGGGAGGUGGAGCUGAUGGCUGAAGAUGCGGGGGAGGCUCAUGCGGAUAUUGAUGCUUUCUUUGAGGAGUAUGCUUGGUUCUUUGACACGUCGAACCCGAAGGGAAAAUUGACGGCUUACUUCGAAAAGUUCGGGUAUCCGAAGUGGGAGACGUGA
Molecule: messenger RNA, 936 nt
Organism: Letharia columbiana
Lineage: Eukaryota; Fungi; Ascomycota; Lecanoromycetes; Lecanorales; Parmeliaceae
Exons: 2
Coding region: 1-936 (311 amino acids)
Biological process (GO): dephosphorylation; thiamine diphosphate metabolic process
Molecular function (GO): thiamine triphosphate phosphatase activity; magnesium ion binding
Source: RefSeq, a predicted model, not a curated record